Messenger RNA from Melanotaenia boesemani (Boeseman's rainbowfish), 2413 nucleotides. RefSeq names its product plastin-1-like. Gene Ontology annotation, biological process: actin filament bundle assembly; actin filament network formation. The coding region runs from base 117 to 2024 and encodes 635 amino acids. Gene Ontology annotation, molecular function: actin filament binding; calcium ion binding. The transcript is spliced from 16 exons. Gene Ontology annotation, cellular component: actin filament bundle; actin filament; cytoplasm. The record is from RefSeq and is a predicted model, not a curated record. Lineage: Eukaryota; Metazoa; Chordata; Actinopteri; Atheriniformes; Melanotaeniidae.
AAAGGAAAUCAGCUGCCUACCUUCCUCUCUGCACCGGUGCAAAGCCCAGCAGAGCUCUGGAAGACUGUACUCCUGCAGACGGGCCUCGUAUGAAGGUGCACAAAAAUUAGACUGUAAUGGAGAGUUACGUCACACAGAUUUCCAGAGAGGACCUGGAAGAUCUCAGAGAGGCCCUUUUGGCCAAAAUUGAUAUUGAUAACAGUGGCUAUGUAAGUGACUUUGAGCUUCAGGAUCUCUUCAGAGAGGUAAGCUUACACCUUCCUGGGUACCAAGUGCGAGAGAUCGCUGAGACCUUCAUUGCUGGAGACACAAACAAAGAUGAGAAGAUCAGCUUUGAGGAGUUUGUCUCUAUCUACCAACAGCUGAAGAGUAAGAAGUUGAGUGAGACUUUCAGGAAAAGCAUCUCAAGGAGAGAGGGGGUCCGCUCUUUCGGAGGCACAUCGAAAAUGUCAAGCGAAGGGACCCAACACUCUUACUCUGAUGGUGAAAAAGUGGCUUUCACUAACUGGAUCAACAAAUCUUUAAUGAAAGAUCCAGACUGCCGACAUCUGCUGCCCUUGAACCCUGACAAUGACAGUCUGUUCACCUCCGUCCGCGAUGGCAUCCUGUUAUGUAAAAUAAUAAACCUGUCUCAGCCUGACACAAUUGAUGAACGAGUCAUCAACAAAGGGAAUAUUACCACCUUCAAAAUGACAGAGAAUCUGGUCUUGGCUUUGAACUCAGCAUCAGCAAUCGGCUGCAGAGUGGUGAGCGUUGAUGUCCAUGAUCUGAUGGCUGGAAAACCUCAUCUGGUCCUGGGACUGGUUUGGCAGAUUAUCAAAGCCGGACUCUUUGCUGAUAUAAAACUUAGCAGGACUGAAGGUUUGAUGAACCUUCUUACAGAUGGAGAACAGUUGGAGCAUCUGAUGGAUCUCUCCCCUGAAGAGCUGCUCCUCCGUUGGGUUAACUAUCAUCUACGCAAUGCAGGAACGCAAACAAUCAGCAACUUCAGCGAUGAUAUUAAGGACUCACAAGCAUACUUCUACCUGUUGGACCAAAUCACUUCCAACGAGAUGCAAGAAUUCAGAUCAAAUGUCAAAAUAGACAUGAGCGGUCUCAGUGAGAGGAAUUUGGUAAGAAGGGCAGAGUUGAUGCUGCAGCAGGCUGCCAAGCUGGACUGCAGGCAGUUUGUUUCUCCUAAUGACGUCACAUCUGGAAACAGCAAACUCAACUUUGCCUUCGUGGCCAACCUGUUCAACAUGCAUCCUGGUCUGCUGAGAGCUAAUAUGAACGGAAGCUUCACGGAGACACAAAUAAAGGAGGAAACCAGAGAAGAAAAAACAUUUCGCAACUGGAUGAACUCUCUGGGUGUCUCUCCAUAUGUAAAUCACCUUUACCGUGAUCUGCGUGAUGGCUUGGGGAUUUUGCAGCUUCUUGAAAAAGUUAAAGUGGCUGUGCUCUGGAAGAAAGUCAACAAUCCACCAUUCCCUUUUCUGGGGGGAAAUAUGAAGAAGCUGGAAAACUGUAACUAUGCUGUACAGCUGAGCAGGGAUGUGGCUCAGUUUUCACUUGUUGGAGUUGGAGGAGAAAACAUAAAUGAAGGAAGUCCUGUGCAUACCCUAGCACUUGUCUGGCAGCUGAUGAGGAGAUACACAAUUAUGGUUUUGUCUGAUUUGGGUGAUGGGGAGAAGAUCAAAGAUCAGAUCAUCCUGGACUGGGUCAACAGCACCCUGAGCCAGAAACGAAAAGGCAUACGGAUCAGCAGUUUCAAGGACAAACAGAUCAGCACCAGUCUCCCAGUGAUUGAACUGAUUGACGUCAUCGCUCCUGGCACAGUCAAGUGGGAAAUGGUGACGAAAGUGGAGAGAGGAAAGCUGAUGGAUGAGGAUAAACUCAACAAUGCCAAAUAUACAAUCUCAUUGGCCCGAAAGAUCGGAGCUCGUGUUUAUGCCCUGCCUGAUGAUCUGGUGGAGGUAAAUCCUAAGAUGGUGCUGACGAUUUUUGCCUCCCUCAUGGGAUACGGCUUGAAAAAGGUCAACUACUGAACAAGAUGCUACAGGAAGCAAACAACUUUCUCUUUGACCUUAACGCUAACGGAACAAAACAAUCUGCCAUUCUUUGUUAUGCUUCUAACAGUAAGCCUUAUUUACAGCUGUUAACCUUUUCUCAUCUGCAAAGCCACUGCAUUUGUUUGUUGUCUAUGAUUUUAUCAAACCUAAAAAUUAUCUACUUUAUAUUUAACAGUAUAUUACUAUUCUGCUGUAUUUACUUUCUCUGUAAAAUUCUGGCGAUACAGCAGAGAAAAAAACUGAAUCAAACACUCAAGUGUCCUCUCAUAAUGUCUAUGAAUGUUGUGCUUUAAAAAUUGCAAUUUAAUUAUUAAAAAAACCCAUUAAAUGUCUAAACAGUCAUACAUGUGUCGUCUCUGAAAAGA